AUUGAGCUGAGAUCGUAUGCUCAUAUCUUCGACUCUUGCCAGCAAGACUGGUACGCAGUAUGCUCGAUCAUCGAAAACACACUUGUCGUCAGGGAGCAUAUGUCAUAAAAUAAAUCUCCGUGGAAUUUUUAUGGUGAAAGCAAACCACCUACCUAGAUGUGUUAAGGGAAACCUGAGGAACACAAAAAAUGUUGUCGGCAAUUUUGUAACCUGCACCGGCAGUCGCUAUGGGGGUCUGUUUUUAGACCUAUAUCGAACAACAUGGAAUCGAGGCUCGAAUAUAAAAAUGGCGUGUAAAUACAAUUAACUACAAUAAAUUUCCACAAAAAUACCAGAAAUCUUUAAUAUACGUCUGUCUAAUACAUAUCCAUAGACUUAAGUACUAAAUACUGAUCACAUGAUCAACACUGCACGAAAGCGAGGCUGGUCAUUUGUUGGCUUCAAAUAAGCAUCAAAGGCAUGAAUUCUGGUAUCGAAAAUUGAUCAGAGAGUUAAAUUUAUCAAAGUGAGUAUUAUUUCAUGUUUAAAAACUAUAUUCAGAUCAAUAGCUCAUUGAAAUCAGGAAAAUCAAUGAUUUUGGUCAGCGGUCAUUUUCAUCAUUUUUUUUUUGUUUAAGAAGAUAUGGAAACGGAUUGUGGUUCAAAAACAAAUGAAAUUGAGGCCCAAGGGUUGGAUUUACAUUUAUGUAUAAUUUGUCAAAGGAAAAAAACCGAAAAUCUAGUUGAAAAGCCCGAAGCACAUGAAAAAGUGUGGGUAUCGAUCAAGGAAUGGAGUAAAUAUGGCAAUCUUCAGUACACAGAAGUGUGGAAUAAGUUGAGGUUUACUUCUGUCCAAGAGCUCGAGGAUGGGCAGGCAUCAUGGCAUAGAUCAUGUUAUAAAGCUGCAGUACAUGCUGGAAUGCUUAGACGAGCAAGAGAAAGGUAUGAGAGGCAGCUCGAAGGCCCCAGUGAGUCCAGGCGAAAAUCACGACCACGUUCAUCAGUAGAAAUUCCUCAACUAACCCGUUCGUAAACGUCUCCCUACAAUAAGAAUGUCUGUUUUUUCUGCGAUGGCCCACCCGGUUACCGUAAGAACCUGCAUAAUAUUAGUACCUUUUCUGCUGGUGAGUCCCUUCGCACUGCCAUUGGGAUAUCAGGGAAUGAUAAGCUCUCGGUUAAGCUCAACACAUCAAUUUCUCCAGAUGAUGCUCAUUCGAUAGAUAUAAAGUGCGACAAAAACUGUUGGGCAAUUCAUGUAUCGCACGUUUUACGAAGAGAAACAUCCGAAUUAUCAUCUGAGAAGUUGGCUGGUGAGAUUGCAGCACAAAUAGAAUUCCUGACAAUGACGGAGAUGACUCUGUAUUUACACGCCAUUUUAUAUUCGAGCCUCGAUUCCAUGUUGAACCAUAUAGGUCUAAAAAUGGACCCCGGAUAGCGGCCGCCGGUGCAGGUUACAAAAUUGCCGACAACAUUUUUUGUGUUCCUUAGGGUCCCCUUAACACAUCUAGGUAGGUGGUUUGCUUUCACCAUAAAAAUCCCACGGGAUUACAUAUGCUCCCUGACUAUUGAGGUUGUAAAGAAAGAAUAUCCCCAGAUUACCCAAGUGAACCUAAGGAGUGACGAAGCAGGCUGUUACCACAAUAACUUUCUCUUAGCCGCCGUUAGAGAUGCCAGAAGACGAGUAAGCAUUGAAGUAGCACGGUAUGACUUUUCCGACCCGCAGUAUGGAAAAGAUAUCCGUGAUAGAAUCCUUUGUCCAAUGAAAUCAUCCAUCCGACGAUAUUGCAAUGAGGGACACGAUGUCGUUUCUGCGAUAGACAUGCGUGUAGCGCUUUCAGAACGCCCUGUUCAAGGUACAACUGCCUCCGUGUACGCAAUGAAUGAGACUCAAAAGACACUCGAAGUACAUAACAUGGAAGGUUUCAGCAAGUAUCACAAUUUCAAGCUUGAAGUGGAAGGAAUUAGAGCAUGGAGAGCUUAUGGUGUUGGACUGGGCAGGUUUGUUCCUUACCGAGAGGUCAUAACUGAACCUCAAGGUCCUACUGAUCUCAUUGUGCAUGAGAACUUCUUUCCUCUCAAAGAAGCUCGAGUAUAUAAUAGAGAG
This is a messenger RNA of Porites lobata, 2082 nucleotides long. NCBI's taxonomy places the organism in Eukaryota, Metazoa, Cnidaria, Anthozoa, Scleractinia, Poritidae. The record is from the annotation of a GenBank genome assembly.